AGUCUUUUGAGUCUUUCCUCGAAUCAAAUGCUGUCUGCUGCCACCGCGUUGGUCACUAUGGCAGUGUUAGCUGGUUAUGGUGUCGUCACCGGUGUUGAUGCCUCUCUCAAGCCUGGGAAAUACUGCGCCUACCAAGAUGUGUUUAGUCCUACACCUGGAAUGAUGCUCAGGGGGUGCAUGUUCUUCCAAUACGACUCUCCUGGGGAGGCUAUCGUGGGUUACAACUAUUUCGGAAUCCAUUAUUACGCUUUUCGGUACGAUAGCGCCGUUAUCAAGGACAACACUUUCAUCUUGAAACGUUUUGGACGUAGUGAGGGUCCUGAGAUAUAUCCUUACUACGAAGUUGGCUUCGAUCUGAAGGUGCCACCGGGGUCGGCCGAAGUUGUCCAGAUGGUCUCUAAGAAGGGUGAUUAUGUUCACAAUCUAACAAUGACGGCCUGCGAGAAUCCGAAAAAAUACGAUGCCGCUUGUGUCGCCAUCCCUUAUGCAGUGUCGGCUCCCGACGGUUCCCUCACAUCGGACGAGGAGACGCCUACAGGGUUAUAUGACAACCGGAUCGGGCCACAUGAUGUCAGCACUUAUUUCAGAGCGAAAGAUUCACUGGCGCGCAUUUCUUUUAGAGACUGGCGCAGUCCGCUAGGUCAGAGUUCCGCAAUAUAUAACUCAGGCACUGGCCCCAUGAAGUUGAGUAAGGCACGUUGUGGAGAGCUUAUACAGCUCGACAAUUUCUACAAGACGAAGCAGUUCGUUAACGUCCCUGCACAGUGGUUCUACUUCUCGUACGACAACACGGUGGAAUUCGUCCCUAACAAUAAAUCAAAGCCCAGCGUGGUUCUGAUACACUUGCCGAAGGUAUCGAAGAAGUGAUGAUUAU
Molecule: messenger RNA, 874 nt
Organism: Perkinsus marinus ATCC 50983
Lineage: Eukaryota; Perkinsozoa; Perkinsida; Perkinsidae
Exons: 1
Coding region: 28-867 (279 amino acids)
Source: RefSeq, a predicted model, not a curated record